AUGGAUACUUGCGGAAACUGGGACAGUACGAUUUACCCCGAGGCAAAGCCGGAGCGUCUUGGGUACGCCUUGUGGUUCACUGAGUUUUUCUUCCUCGUUGAUAACAAAGCGGACACCAUAACGGACUACGAGGCUCAUACGACGCUGAACAAAGAGUUUGACAAGCUAUUUGCAAUCGAGGACGAGAAUAUCAGGCUACAGCAUAAUGCUUCUGCAAUAGAAAAGAUGACCAUCCCAUUCCUUAAGAACAUUUUGACCAUCGACAAAAAGCGCGCACUCCCCAUUUUGCGUGAAUGGCGACAUUGGCUCCUGAAUGUUGACUCUAAUACGGUCGACUACUUCAACACUAUAGAGGAGUAUAUUCUCUAUCGAGCCAUGAACAUCGGUAUUCGACCAUGCGGUCCUACUAUGCGCUUUGUUAUGGAAUUAGACGUUACCGAGGAAGAGGUGGAGUUAGCCAAUCCGAUCCUCUGGUACGUUUGUGCAACUAUCGCUCUGACGAAUGACUACUGGAGCUGGCAUAAAGAAGCUCUACACGCCGGUCCAGAACACCAAAUGAAGAUUAUGAGCGGAGUAGUCAUACUCAUGAAGGAAAAGAAGGUAGAAGCACCGGAAGCUCUCGAGAUGCUAAAGCAGCUCGCUUGCGAGUAUGAACAGAAGGUUGUAGAUAUGUGCGCCGGCAUAUUUUCAAAGUAUCCAUGCGCUUCCAAAGACUUCCAUGCAUAUAUUCAGGGUCAGCUCUGGCUGGUGGCUGGCAACAAUUACUAG
Penicillium vulpinum is the source of this 768-nucleotide messenger RNA. Its product is annotated as terpene synthase family protein. The record is from RefSeq and is a predicted model, not a curated record. Bases 1 to 768 code for a protein of 255 amino acids. NCBI's taxonomy places the organism in Eukaryota, Fungi, Ascomycota, Eurotiomycetes, Eurotiales, Aspergillaceae. The transcript is spliced from 5 exons.